Molecule: messenger RNA, 2536 nt
Organism: Gasterosteus aculeatus aculeatus (three-spined stickleback)
Lineage: Eukaryota; Metazoa; Chordata; Actinopteri; Perciformes; Gasterosteidae
Gene: casp10
Product: caspase 10, apoptosis-related cysteine peptidase
Biological process (GO): regulation of apoptotic process; proteolysis
Molecular function (GO): protein binding; cysteine-type endopeptidase activity
Source: RefSeq, a predicted model, not a curated record
AGACGUCCCCCUCGCGCACGUUCUCUCUUUCACUUUCUCUUUGCACUUCCGAGUUUCCCGUAGUUGUUUUGAAGAAAACCGAACUGCAACGUCAUCGUCAACGCGUUGAUUUUACACCUCUUAUAUGAAUAACCCGGAAGUCUGUAGGUUUCAUACCGCGAGUAUGUGGGGAAGGGACCACAUCUGUCCUGUUCGGUAGUUAGAGGGACCCGCUGAAAACUCACCUUCACACAGGUGGGAGCACUUGUGACAUUGGCUAACAAACAGUGCUGUCAACAUCUGUAAGGAGAAAUGCCUGAAACUUGCCACGUGAUGUUCAUUAUCAGGCCAAAUAACUGAAGACAGGAACUACACCAUCGGAGUGAAGCAAUUUUUUUUUUUUUUAAGGCCACAAAAAUGCAUUUCCAGAAGCUCCUCUUUGAUAUAGGGAAGGCCCUCAGCGGGGAAGAGGUAAAAGCUUUAGCAUUCCUCUGCACCGACAUCCUGGGCCGAAACCUGAGCUCGGUGGAGUCGGCCAGCGGGCUCUUCUCUCGUCUGCGGGAUCAGGGCUUCCUGUCUGCUGAGCAGCCACAUCUGCUGACCGAGCUCCUCAUCAUCAUCCAACGCGUCCGACUGACACGUGACGUCGACCUCCCUGCCGAACCUUCGAGCCUCAUCUCCCCGUACAGGAAGAUGCUUUACAACCUCUCUGAGGAGCUUACUGCCGAUGACUUGAAAGACAUGAAGUUCUUGUUACACAGCUAUCUCCCACGUAGAAAACUGGAAGAAAAUGUCUCUACACUGGAAAUCUGGCUUGAGAUGGAGCACAAAGACCUCAUGAAUGAACAUAACCUACAUUUACUGGAGAUCCUCAUUUCCAAAGUCUGUCCCAUGUUGAAAGACAAAAUCAACCAGUUAAAAGCACAGCAGGAAACUCCCACCAGUCCUGCAACUCAAGAAUCAGGUCGACAAGGGUCUCUGUCGGCCCCUAAUGCACCAAACCAGGUCCCUCAAUCUUUAGGUGCAGAGGGGACCGGCUUGUUUGAAAUGCAAGAUUCACCAAGUGGGUUUAAUGGUGGAGGCGACUGUGCGGCCCUCUCGCUUGGACUGAGCGGUCAUUUGAAGAUAGAGGUUGUGGAAACAAUGCCGCCCCCAAAAAACAUGUCCUGCUCUGAACCACCGACUUCCCAGCCGUCAGACACAAACACUGAGGUUUUGGGAACUUAUCCCAUGACUUCAGCAAAGAGGGGGAUCUGCUUGAUAGUUAACAACUUCGACUUCACUAAAUUCAAAAAUUACCAAAACCGGGAAGGGACCAUGAAGGACGAAGAGCGCCUGCACAAAGUGUUUGCGUGGCUCGGCUUUGAGGUGGAGGUAAAGCACGACUGCGAGGGCGAGCAGAUGCUGACUGCGUUGCGGGAGCUCGCCAGCAGAAACCACGGCCAGGCGGACUGUCUAGUGUGCUGCGUCCUCAGCCACGGCGACGAGGGAUGUGUCUACGGCGUGGACGGCCACACCGUGGCCAUCAAGGAGCUGAAGGAACCUUUCAACGGGUUAAACUGCGCCUCCUUGGCAGGGAAACCCAAGCUGUUUUUUAUCCAGGCCUGCCAGGGCACCGGCGAGCAGAAGGCGGUCAACGUUGUUCCUGACGGUCCAGAAGAUAGUGCUGUUUGCAGCGAUGCUUUUAAAGCUAGUGAUGCCAUCCCGUCCGAAGCAGACUUUCUGCUUGGAAUGUCCACCGUCCCUUCGUUUGUCUCUUACAGACACAGGAAAAAUGGCUCGUGGUUUAUUGAGUCAUUGUGCCAAAACCUCGUCCAAAUGGUGCCAAAAGGCUGUGACCUUGUGUCUAUCAUGACACUAGUGAAUGCAGAUGUUGCCAAGAAGACCGAUGAAGCCGGUGUCAAAAAGCAGAUGCCUCAACCAGCCUUCUCCCUCAGGAGGAAAGUGGUCUUUCCGAUCCCCAAAGGCCUCCCGCCAAGCCUGUCGCACUGAUGACAAACACCCGAAACACAGAUUUCCUCUAUUCAGUUUUUAUGUUGAACUUCUGGUUUGAGUUGAUCAUUCACAUUGAUCACAGCUGUAACUGCAAAAGCCAAAAUCCCAUUCAUCUUAUCUCAUUAUUUUUAAUGUGCUUUUAAUGCGAAUAUGUAUGAAUAUGAUAUUAUUGUUUACUCUGUCAAAAAAUAUAAUUGUAUAACAGCUGCCACACAUUAGAAACACAAAGUUAAAUACAGCACUUUUCUAUCGAUGAUGCAAUAGAUUUUAUAUACGCUGCCAUUGUGAAACUAUUUUGUUAUUUCUCCUUGAUUUGAUUGUAAAUGUGUUUGUAAGUUCGGCCUUCUUCACUGCAGCUCCUCCAGUGACGGGCUCAGCUUGUAACGUCCAUAAUGCCAAAUAUGUUGUGCCAAAGCUGAAAAUGUGGCGGCACUGGGCCUACGGUGACCUCUAUGCAGAAACAUCCACGUUCAGACGUACGAAAUGUUUAGUAGGUGCAUAUCCACACGUCUCAUCGGCGGCCCCUCAACCAAAAUAAAACAUAUUUUCUGGCUAAACUACA